CAUGAACAUUUGCGAAUCGUGCUUGGCUCACUGUUGUUAGCGCCUAACUGCAUUCAUUCAACCCAGAAUUGAUUCUCAGAAAAGCGGAACAUGUGACAGAGAAAAUAAGGAGGUAACGUUAUAUAAACACAGUGAAAGUGAUACAGACUUCUGUUCAAACCUUCCACCUCACCUCAACCUGAGGCAUCAUGCAUCAUCCAAGCCCCAUGAGCAGUGAGCUGGGCUUGUUGCCUGCCAUGUACUCAUUCCCUGGCCUUAUCAACGUCACUGAAAUCGGGAUCAAUAUUGGCCCUGCAAAUACCUGUCAACACCUGCCGGGAGUGUUGCCCCCAAACACGAGUUGGGAGAGACGAUGCCUGAGAAAGCACAGGAGGAGAGCAGAUGACGAAGGAUGCAGUGCCAAAAAGAGGAGGCUGAUGGAAGAGGCUGGAUGCGAUCCUUUGGAUUACCUCAGCCCCAAAGUGUUUCAUAACUGGCCACCAGGCAACAGCAGCCCUCUACCUGAAUCGUCUAGCCAAGCACUCCCCCAGCCCUGUCUGGGGACUCAGGACCUAGGACUGCCCUUAUCCGGGUCUUCCUCCACUCUGGCCUGUCCAGAAGCAGAAGGCUCCUGCAUGGAGGUGGAGGCAGCACAGAGGAGACUGCAGGAGAUUGAGGAGAGGAUCACCCUGGAGGAUGAUGACGAUGAUGAGGACCUGGAUGUGGAGCCAGCACCCAGGCGGCCCAUGCUGGUGAUGUCUGACAGUCUGAGGGAGGGGCUUCAGCGUGGCAUCAGUGACAUCCUCCCCCACACUUUGGCCCAGUCUGUGAGCCACUCCUGUAUGGAGCUGGUAGUAUGGCGCCCCCCAGAGGUUGCGCUGGCCCGGCGGCUGAAGGACUCCCUACAGAGGCAGAGGAAGCAGCAGAUUACCAGCAGGCAACCCCCGAGCCCUAGUGCCCCUCUGAGUUCCCUCACCCCCACAAACACCCCAGGGGAGAUAUACUCCCCUCUGUAUUGCAGCCCAGGGGCAGGGUCCCACAGCACUGGAGAGGAGGACAUGGAGCUGUAGGGCCUGGGAGAACCAGCAUCAGUUGUGCCGAGAACAGCUACAGCUCUCAGCCUUGGUUCACUUUGUUGACCUUUGAGAAGCCAUGGAGAGGCAGAAAUGACAGCAUAGACAGAUCCAAAAGCUUCAUAGUGAUAUGCGUUCACAUGCUAUCAAGGUUAUCAGAAGUUCCCAGUGGAAAUUUUACUUGAACGACCCUCCAUGUUGGAAUUACAAGUGGGAAACUGAGAAAAUGUUGUUACUCGAGAUGUGAUGUUUCAAAACUGACCGUUUACCUUUUCAAACAAUCAAUUUGACAAAUACAACCUUAUCAAUAUUGAUAAUCUAUCUAGUUUGACCCUAUUGUCAAUGUUAAGCAAACUUGCUAACUUUAUUAUUAGAAAUCUUAGCUAGCUAAAAUCUUAGUGGUUGAAGAAUUGUUAAGACUUCAAAAGGACUUGAACCCAAUCAUGUCGGACUUCCCAGUUUCCCAUUUCUCACGAGCACGUGAAGCCACCGUAUUGAAUGUUCGCUUUGGUUCAAGACCAGACUGUUGGGCAGCAUGGCACGUGUAUGCCACUUGGCCAAAAGAGGGCAAGCAACCCCUUUCUUUGCGUUACAAUCAGAUAAUGCUGGAUUUUAGUCUUUACUAUGAUCCAGGAAAAUAUGCAAUGGGACAAAUUGUAACAAGGACCACAAAGCCACAGUAAUUUACAAAAGACACCUUUUAAAGCUGUAAUAUGUAACCUUUUGGGCGACCUGUCAAAAUUUACAUGGAAAUGUGUGUUAUGAUCUGUCAUUCUCAUUGAAAUCAAGUCUAAAGGUGUCCUCAUGCUUCCCAGCCAAAACAGUUAGGAAGAGUUUGCGCAUAUAUUAUGACAUUUUUAAAUGUUUUUGUUCGUUUUGGACUUCGGUAACGGUUGUUUCGGGCACACGUUUUUUUCUUGAGGCAAGCCGAAGUCUGUAGCCAAAGUCUACACCCCUUCGUCGGUGAUUGGUCAACAGUAAGGAUUCUUCAAUAGUUUUUGUUUUGAUUCAACAAGAGACGACAUGUUUUGCACCAAAUAUCUUAGUUAGAUGUAGAAUUGCGCGACUAAGAUCUCCUUGGGAAAAACGUCAAUUAAUGACAGAUUUCUUGAGUUAUCUUAGAUUAAUUCUGACUAUUUUGAGGAAGUGUAUACGGGCUACGGUGUCUCAAAAUAGAGAAAUGGUACUAUUGCCGCUUUUGACCUGUUUUUCAAGCAACGGUCUUAAGGGAGUAUGCGAGCACACUCGUUCAGUUGGCCUAGCCGAGUUUGGCUAGGCACCAGCUGAACUGAAGCAUGCUGAUGCCUUAAGUGGUAGAUCUGUUCUAUGUGCACUAUUUCUAUGCUUCCCGUUCUUAAGAUUCGUUUUUGUGUCUUACUUUCGGUUUUGCACACAGUUGAAAAUACAAUAUUUUUGGUUAUGGAAAAUAUAUUUAACAGCGGUUUAGAUGGUACAAUGAUUCUAU
Salvelinus sp. IW2-2015 is the source of this 2517-nucleotide messenger RNA. RefSeq names its product coiled-coil domain containing 117 (gene ccdc117). The record is from RefSeq and is a predicted model, not a curated record. Lineage: Eukaryota; Metazoa; Chordata; Actinopteri; Salmoniformes; Salmonidae.